This is a messenger RNA of Musca domestica (house fly), 1468 nucleotides long. RefSeq lists its product as uncharacterized. The transcript is spliced from 5 exons. The record is from RefSeq and is a predicted model, not a curated record. Bases 50 to 1468 code for a protein of 472 amino acids. Lineage: Eukaryota; Metazoa; Arthropoda; Insecta; Diptera; Muscidae.
UUCCUUCAAUCAAAUUCCUGUAGACAAAAGAUCUGACAAUAAUAAUAUAAUGGCAACUACCGCAGAAAGCAUACGUGUGCUUGUUGACUCUGCCAAAGUUCAAAGACAGCAAUUUGAAAAACAAAUUUCCGAUAUUGAUAAUAAACUUGAAAAAUUCUCUUUAUCGACUCCUGAAGUUGUGCCUUAUAAGGAUGUUGAAAUUAACAAAGAAAUCCGGUGUGAUGAGUCCUUAAAGGUUGUAAAAUCCUUACCAGACUUUGAAGGCAAGCAUGAAACGUACGUUUCAUGGCGCCAGGCUGCUCAUACAGCUUAUAAGUUGUUCGAGCCUUACGAUGGAAGUUCUAAACACUAUCAGGCAGUAGCAAUAAUUGGAAAUAAAAUAAAGGGUCAAGCCGAUAUGGUGUUAUCCUCAUUCAAUACAGUGUUAAAUUUUAAGGCUAUUAUUGCCCGACUGGACUUUACUUAUUCGUAUAAGCGUCCAAUUUACUUAAUUGAGCAAGAGUUGUCCACUCUUCGUCAGGGUAAUAUGACGUUACUAGAAUUCUAUGAUGAAGUAGAAAAGAAACUGACAUUACUUACCAACAAAACCACUAUGUCAUAUGAAAGUGUUGUCGCAAAUUGUAUGAACGAAAAAUACAGAAUGGAUGCGUUACGCGUUUUCAUUUCUGGCACAAAAAAAGAUUUGAGUAAUGUUCCGCUCGUCCAUCCGACUUACCAUCAGCAUUGGCAUUGGCCCAAGAGGUUGAGUCAAAUCGGGAAAGAUACCAAUUCGCGUCAAACUUCGCUAAAUCACGCGAGGACAGAGAUAAGUAUAACUACCAUUAGAACUAAUUCUAGUGAUCCCGUUUAUACAAAACUAUACCCAUAUCCCAUGGGUGUAGCAGAUUUUGUUAACAAUGAAGUAAAAGAACUUCUGCAUAACGGCAUAAUACGGCCUUCAAGAUCACCCUACAAUAAUCCCGUUUGGGUUGUUGAUAAAAAGGGCAAGGAUGAAUACGUCUCUAAUAGAAACCCGAAUGCUAAGAUAAAACGGUGGGCAGCAUUUGUUGACGAACAUAAUCCCAAAAUUAUUUAUAAACCUGGAAAGGAGAAUUAUGUGGAGGACGCCCUUUCACGACAGAACAUCCAUACUCUGAAUGUAGAAUCUAUGCGCACCGAGAAACAUUUCGAACCUCAAUCUUUGAAUACUUUGGAAGAGGAUAAUCACUCAGAUCUUGCAACGGUACACAGCGAAAUAUCUUUGACCUAUACCAUUGAGGGUACAAAUCUUGAGGAGGAGAAACCAUCGGCAUGCGCGGAUGCGGUUAACCUCCUGGUGCAGGAUGCGGAAGGUGAUGAAAUGGGUAGUAUACCCUCCAACAUCUCUAUCAACAGCAGUGACUCGGGACCAAAAGAGGGAAAAGACCCUAAUCAGGGCAAACCUGCAAGCAGUGAGGAAGUUCGAAAAGAUCCACCCGCUACUGCCUAA